Calidris pugnax (ruff) is the source of this 1230-nucleotide messenger RNA. RefSeq names its product suppressor of cytokine signaling 1 (gene SOCS1). The record is from RefSeq and is a predicted model, not a curated record. Lineage: Eukaryota; Metazoa; Chordata; Aves; Charadriiformes; Scolopacidae. Gene Ontology annotation, cellular component: phosphatidylinositol 3-kinase complex. Gene Ontology annotation, biological process: phosphatidylinositol phosphate biosynthetic process; intracellular signal transduction. The transcript is spliced from 2 exons. Bases 302 to 925 code for a protein of 207 amino acids. Gene Ontology annotation, molecular function: 1-phosphatidylinositol-3-kinase regulator activity.
GGCCAGAGCGCUGGAAGUGCAGCUCGCCCGCCCGCUCCGCGGGAGCCCCGGCUCGCUGCGGCGCCAGGCAGGGCCCCCGCUCGGAGGAUGCUCAGCCGGCCGCCGGGGCCAGCACUAGCCGCCGGGGCCAGGACUAGCCGCCGGAGCCGGCCCCUCUCCUCUCCGCAGCCCGCGCGCAUGUUGCGCGCUCCGGGGACGGCCCCCGUCCGCGGCGCCCCGGGCGAAGAAUAGCUGCUGGAAAGCUGCCCUGCCGUAGCCACUGACGCUAUGGAAGACCGCAUCCGCUGGUCUCGGCUGUAGGAUGGUAGCGCACAGCAAGGUGUCAGCAGAUAAUGCAGUUGCAGCAGACCCGAGAUGUCUACUUGACCCUCCGGCACGGGAUCGCUCACAGGCCCGAGGCUACCACGGCCCCGGCCGGCCCAGCACUGUGCAGGCCCACAGCAACACCCACUUCCGAACUUUUCGCUCGCAAGCGGAUUUUAGUAGCAUCACUCGAGCAAGCAGCCUGCUGGAUGCCUGUGGCUUCUACUGGGGACCUCUGACUGUCAGUGCUGCCCACGAGAAGCUGAAGUCUGAGCCCGAGGGCACCUUCCUCAUCAGGGACAGCACACAAAAGAAUUGCUUCUUUGCCAUCAGUGUUAAGACUGCGACUGGGCCCACCAGCAUCCGGAUAAACUUUCAGACUGGGCGUUUCAGCCUGGAUGGCAGCAAGGAGAGUUUUGACUGUCUUUUUAAGCUGCUGGAACAUUACCUAAAGUCCCCGAGGAAGGUACUGGUUACCCCCCUGCGCAAAGUCCGCGUGCAGCCCCUGCAGGAGCUCUGCCGGAAGAGCAUUGUGAAGACUUUUGGAAGAGAGAACUUAAACCAGAUCCCCCUCAAUCCUGUUUUAAAGGACUAUCUGAAAUCCUUCCCAUUUCAGAUAUAAGUACAGCAUUAACUGCAUAGGGACGCGUGAGAGAUGCGUAAAGAAAUCCAGCUUUCUGGGUUUUUAAACAUGUUUGACAGUGAGCAAACUUAUUUUUGUAGCAAUUUACUGUAUUUUGGGAUGGAACUUGAACACUUGACUUCUUAUGUUUACAAAAACUGUUUGCACAAACCUGGGGUUUUAAAACCCUGGUGUAAUUUUUCUGCCAAGCAGAAUAUUUUAUUAUUUUAUAAUAUUUUUAAUGAUAUUAACAUAAUAAACUUUAUUGUGAAAGUUUUUAAAAAAAAUAGCAUCUCUGUUUUUAG